GAGGAGUGAGCCGCUGCUUGAGAGAAGGAGAAAAGAGGCAACACUGUGGUCACAAAGGGGCUCAUGAGAAGCGGACCGAUACGGACGUUACCGCACAACACAGAUGGUGUUGUCCUUUGUGAGGAGGACCGCGUCGUCCACUCGGAGAGAUCCGGUAUAUGAAGAGUUAAGACUCGACAUCCCAACUGUUUAUUCCAGCAGCUAGCAGGCUAGCUGGCUACAUACCUAGGAGCUAGAAAUGGGAAGCCCGUGUGAGUUUGCUUGAUAGAGAUCUUCAUCGACCUUUGAAGAAGCUGUUUUCGGGUUAGACACCGGCGGCGGUGAUUUAAAGUAUCCGUCGCCCGCCUCGUAAGUAGCCGCAACUUUGAAGAAUGAUAUCAACUGAGCGCUAAGCAUUUUACUACUACAGACCCGGAGAGAGGAAAGAAAAAAGUCAAACAGGCCUGCUGGCUGGAGGUUGCAGACAAACACCAAGAAGUGAGAACAUGACUCACUGGCCUCUGCCAGAGACUGGCAGGGGGCAGAUGUGCCAACCUCGCCCCUGCCUGCCGCUUUAGAAGCCACCCCUGUUAACCAUGACGGAGAGGCAUUGAGGUUAGCUCCCUGACGAUCAUCUCAAUACCUCUCCUCCUCCCUAUCCCUCAAGAUCCCUUCCUCCCGCCCCCCGCCCCAUCCCCAUCAUGCUGCGCUUCCUGCCUCUCAAACUUGGCCGCCUGUACCGGUGUCUGAAGCUCCUGUUGGUGGUGGGAUUGUUUGUCAUCUUGUUGAUGAACACCCACAACCUGUUCGCCUCCUUCCAGAAGAAUGAGCUCACUGACAGACGCUUCAUCAACCUCAACAAGUGUCCUGCCUGCUUUGGCACCAGCUGGUGCCGCAAGUUCAUGAACGGCCAGGUUUCUUUUGAGACCUGGGGUCGCCUGCGAUUCCUGGACGUAUUCAAUGUCAAGAAUGUUUACUUUGCUCAGUACGGUGAGCCCAGGGAGGGCACCCGCCGCGUGGUUCUCAAACGGCUCGGCUCCAACCAGGAGCUGGCCGAGAUAGACCAGAAAAUCUGCAAAAGGGCCACAGGCAGGCCGCGAUGUGACCUCAUCCAGGCCAUGUACAAGACUGAAUUUGCCCGGAUCAACGGCGAUGUUCGUCUGCUCACUCCGGAGGUGGUGGAGGGCUGGUCAGACCUGGUGCACUGCCCCUCUCAGAGGCUGCUGGACCGUGUGGUCCGCAGGUACGCUGAGACCAAAGACUCAGGCAGCUUCCUGCUCAAGAACCUCAAGGACACAGAGAGAAUGCAGCUGCUCAUGACCUUGGCAUUCAACCCGGAACCACUCGUCCUACAGAGUUUUCCCUCAGACGAGGGGUGGCCGUUCGCCAAGUACCUGGGAGCGUGUGGGCGCGUGGUAGCUGUCAACUACGUGGGCGAGGAGCUGUGGAGUUUCUACAACGCUCCCUGGGAGAAGAGGGUAGACCUGGCGCGCCAGCUGAUGGACAUCGCCGAGCAGCUCACCAACAACGACUUUGAAUUCGCCCUCUACCUGCUCGACGUCAGCUUUGAUAACUUCGCGGUCGGCCCGCGUGACGGGAAGGUUAUUGUCGUUGACGCCGAGAACGUCCUCGUGGCAGACAAAAGGCUGAUCAAGCAGAACAAGCCAGAGAACUACGACGCGUGGUACGAGAGCCGCUUUGAGGAGUGCGACAGGGAGGCCUGCCUGUCUUUCUCCAAGGACUCCCUUUGUUCCAGGGUCACUGUGGACCACAACUACUAUGCCGUUUGCCAGAACCUGCUGUCGCGGUACGCUACGUGGCGGGGCACCACCGGAGGCCUCCUCCAUGACCCUCCCGCCCACAUAGCCAAAGAUGGACAGCUCGAGGCUCUGUUGGACGAGUGCACCAAACCCAAAAAGCGCUACGGCCGCUUCCAGGCGGCCAAGGAACUGCGUGAAUACCUCACACAGCUAGCUGCCGCUUCCUCCUCUGCUACGGCCAGGUAAUGAAUGGAGUCGGCGUUAGCCUUAAGCACUGAGAGACUAGAUCCUGUACUCUUUAUCUCCAGACUCUUGAGAUCCUGGUUCUUGUACAUGAUGUCAUUCGCUCCCCUUUGUGCAUUGGAGCAGGAAGGUGUUAGAGGUCUUGCAUCAGGAAGUGUAAGAAUCAAACUUCAAAGCAGAUUUGUUAAAGCUCAAGCUUUUACCUGGCUUUGCUCCUGUGUGAAAGACGAGUGUGGCACUAAGAGAUUCUGGUUAGAACCAGGAUAGAGAGGGGAUAGAGGUAACUUACCAGGGUGGGCAUGCCAUCGCUUGGGGUGGGGGGAGGAGGUAAGAAAGGGCUCUGGCAAACGCAUCCUUCACUGGACCCAGGCUAACGCAAACUAGAGCGUCCAAGCAACUGCAACAACAACAGCAGCAGCAGCAGCAACAUCGCACAGCCCUGACCACAUCCAUCCUGCUGUUCACUCCUCAAUCCAUCGGAAAACUGUUGUGUUUAAUAACAUUGAAUCUUAACACCUGUCUCAUUUUGCCUCCAGGAUCUGUUGUUGUUUUCUUUUCUUUUCUUUUCUUUUUUUUUUGUUUUUUUUUCCAGGGCUGAACUUAAGUAGAUUGGGUGUGUUUACAAUUUUAGCUGUGCCAUGGCUUUUUUUUUUUUCCUCUGUAGCAUGGCUGCAGGGAAGGUGGAGGUAGCAUGAAUCUCCUGCUGUCAGGCAGCAGGGAAGGCCAAGCUACUGCAGAUAGAGAAGAAAGAGGCAGAGGGUUGGGGGUUUGGUUUCCAUGCAGGAGGAAAAGAAAACCCUUGAUGGCUAUAUAAGUCUAAUUUCCUGCUACUUCAAUCAAUCACUCGAUUUCCAGGUUCCAGGAUUGUGGCAAUCAUCUUUUUUUAUUUUUUUCUUUCUGAGUGUUUUUUUUCCCCCCCUUUCAUAGGAACCAGAGAGAGUGAGACAGCAGCACAUAGGAAAAGGAGAGGGGUAAUUAGACAGUGGUGGUCCCUUGAUGCAGAUGUGCCUAUACCAAAGAGGCUAUAUGUAAUAUUAAAAACCCUGAGCAGUACAGAGUGACAGCACCUUUCCCUCCAGUUGUUCCCCACUAGAGCUGUCCAAAGGAACCUUAAUGUGUACACAAUCUUGUAUGCACUGGCAGGCCUGCAUACUGAUUUCCUCUUCAGUAAGAACCAAGACAAAGAUCGGCAAUGCUUAAUGUCACAUAAGCCCCUCUGUUUUGUUAAUCUCCCUUAGGAUUGGUAAAUGAUGAUCAGUUAGACUUAGAUAUUUUUAUUUUCUUCAGCAAGGUAGAAGAAGCUCGACUGAAAGAAAGGGGAAAACGAAGCCAUUCUUCGGAGGACUAGAAAACAGGAUAAAACUGCUUAGUAGUGGCCUCCAGUGCCAGAUUCUCUUUAGAUAUCUGUAAUUUAUAAAUGAAUCCUAUUGUCGAACUUCUCCCACUGGUGCUGGGUGCCGUAAGCUCUUUCAAGUAAAAGGGGUAAAAGAAAAAAAUUGGGAAUGAAGAAUUUUUUUUCCU
Molecule: messenger RNA, 3503 nt
Organism: Toxotes jaculatrix (banded archerfish)
Lineage: Eukaryota; Metazoa; Chordata; Actinopteri; Toxotidae
Gene: dipk2ab
Product: divergent protein kinase domain 2Ab
Exons: 4
Coding region: 681-1985 (434 amino acids)
Source: RefSeq, a predicted model, not a curated record